AAAAUUUCGCAAGUCUGAGUGAGGAACAAGCCAGUGAGUAAUAACGAUAAUGAUAAGUAAUUAAGUAACCAGUGACUCCUAACUGACCCAACUAAACCGGAAUGUUAUCUUCUUCGAUUUUUUUUCCCCGGUUCGUUGGGUUAAUCAUAGCGGCACAUAAAGGACAAGCACAAUUACCAAAAGCCAUAAAGUGGUGCUGCUUAGAUAGAAAGACACAGAGAGAGAGAGACACAGAGGAGAAGGAGAUGGGUUAGGACGAGAAAAGAGAGGGUUUGGUUUCUUUCUUUCUUUCUUCAACGACGUUGUUGCUCUCUCAAGGGGGCGUGGUUUGAUUUGGUACUUUUGGUUGCCUCACCAAAAGCAAUCUCAUCAGUGUUGACGACGGUUGCACGACGCACGAGAACACCACACUUCCUUGUGCAACCCCUUUCACUGUAAAAAGCUAUCCCCAUCGUCAUCCUCAUCGUCAUCGUCUUCAAGGAAGCUCUAACCGAGGAACAAGAACAGCAGAAUCAAACCAGAAUCCUGCUGUUCACUUCCUCUUGAAAAGCUGGGAGAGCUAAAGCACAGCGAGGCUGAGUCUGGAUCCUCAAAGCAACCACCGUCAUCACUUUUACCGCCUCCACCAUCAUUUCCCUCAUCAAAACUCGCUUCUGAAUUCCAGGCAUGUAGAGCGAGAAGACGACGAGGAUAAGGAUUCUUCAGUUUCUCCGUCUGCUAAAGAUCCGGCUCUUCAUUUCCAUCUGCAAUAUCUGCAGCAAAACCACUCUUAUGCAGGUUUAGAUACAGAACAUAGCUCUCUUCAUCCUCCGAAGAAACGGUCAUAUCUCCUUCCUGCUCCGCCUCCGCCUUCGCAUCCUUCUUCUUCCGUCACUACUACUGUCGAAUAUGCGACAAAGAUGGGGGAGAGUACCAAUCGUCAUCACCAGCGACCACCAGCGACGUCGUCGAGAUUGGCGGUGAGGGGUGGAGUGGGAGAGAUCGUGGAGGUUCAAGGAGGCCACAUUGUUCGCUCUACCGGACGCAAGGACCGUCACAGCAAGGUCUGUACAGCAAAGGGACCCAGGGAUCGGCGGGUUCGUCUCUCCGCUCAUACUGCCAUUCAAUUCUACGACGUUCAAGACCGCCUCGGCUACGACCGCCCAAGCAAAGCCGUCGAUUGGCUCAUUAAGAAUGCUAAAGCUGCCAUAGAUGAGCUUGCCAAGCUUCCCGCAUGGAACCCCAAUACUUUAAAUCAAAAUGCCCAGCAAGAGCAGGAGGGACAGCAGAAUCAGGUGAACGAGAAUGUAAACGAAAACGAGAAUACGAUUGCAGUUCACCGUGCGGCGGCGGCGGCGGCGGAUACGAUGGCUUCUGGUAGCCGGGAAACAAGUACGCCGGCAGGAAACGGCUGUCGAAUUUUGGAGCAAUUGGGCGAAAACCCUAAUCGUGGGGGGUCGGGUUUCCUGCCGCAGCCGAUGGACACUGGCAUUGCUGACUCUAUCAAGUCCUUCUUCCCGACUGCGGCGACGGCGCCGGAGACAAAUUCUUCGUCGGUUCAGUUUCAGAAUUAUCCACCAGAUUUGCUUUCGCGAACUAGUAGUGCCUGCCAAAACCAGGAUCUAAGGCUCUCGCUCCAGUCGUUCCAGGACCCGAUUCUGCUUCACCAAGCUCAAGCUCAGGCUCAGCACCACCAUCAACAUCAACAAAACGAGCAACUAUUCUCUGCAACGACUCCACUGGGAUUCGAUGGGGCUUCUUUCCCAGAGGAACAUGGUCGAUUGCAUCGAAUGGUGGCUUGGAAUGGUGCUGCUGCUGAUACUGGCAACAGUGGCCACGGCGGAGGAGGAGGAUUUCUCUUCAACUCGCCGUCACUGAUGCAAACUCCGUUGCCGCCGAUGUUCGGCCAGAGCCAGUAUCUUACUCAGAGGGGACCCCUUCAGUCCAGUAACAAUCCUUCGAUUCGUGCUUGGAUAGACUCUUCCACGACUGAUCACCACCACCACUAUCUUCCACAGACAAUCCAUCACCAGUCUUAUAUCUCCGGCGGCAUCGGAUUUGAUUCCACUAGCUUCUCCGGUUUCCGCAUCCCAGCACGAAUCCAGGGUGAAGAGGAGCAUGACGGCGUUUCUGACAAGCCGUCCUCUGCUUCCUCUGAUUCUUGCCAUUGAACGCAUCAGAAUCCCGAACUUUCCUCUCCUUUAAGGAUUCAUGGUCGCACUCAAGAUGAUUGAAUACUUGCAGUUUCAUCGAGAACUACGAACGGAAUUUUCAGGGAAUCGAGAUUGAAGAAGCAUCAUAAGUACAAGGAGUUGGAUUCGGGUUUCAGUCACUGAUUCAAUGGCGUGUUUAUGCCGUGGGAAAGAAGAAAAUCUGGGUCGAAUUUUCCAGGUUUCCUAAUCCCCGGUUUUGUAUGUGAUCUUUCCAGUUAAUUUUGUUUUGGCCUGUGUUUGACCAGAGACUAUUUUCAUUAUGCGUCUUUUUUUUCAUAAUUGCUGGAUCACUGUGUUACCCCUUUGCCACUUUGAAGUGACUACCUAAAAUACACAGUUUUAACCAUUACUGUGCUCGAAUCGAUUGUUGCAAGUGAUGUUUCAAAGUACUGAA
Prosopis cineraria is the source of this 2586-nucleotide messenger RNA. RefSeq names its product transcription factor TCP4-like. Gene Ontology annotation, molecular function: sequence-specific DNA binding; DNA-binding transcription factor activity. The coding region runs from base 900 to 2150 and encodes 416 amino acids. The record is from RefSeq and is a predicted model, not a curated record. The transcript is spliced from 3 exons. Gene Ontology annotation, cellular component: nucleus. Gene Ontology annotation, biological process: regulation of secondary shoot formation. NCBI's taxonomy places the organism in Eukaryota, Viridiplantae, Streptophyta, Magnoliopsida, Fabales, Fabaceae.